GCCAACAUCAGCGAUACUCCCAGCAGUCUCCAAACUGCCAACAGCGCCUGCAGAGGUACCCAACACCUUAACAGCACCGCAUGCUCACGAAGCUCCCAUCACAGGCUCGCGAACGCCUACCACAGCCCUGCCGCAAGCAACAGCAACCCCCGCCAUCAUACGUCAAUCCGCCCAGUGGCUGCGAAACCUAACGUCUUGUAACAACCACCACGAACAAGCUCUCGGCUCAGCAACACUUCCAUUCGAGGUUUUUGCACUCUCCAUCUGUUUUUUAAGCCCAGUUCAGUCAUCGACCACAGGUUUUACCAGUCCACACACCCGACAUCUGCACGAAUUAGAGCCGGCGCAACUCUCACUGCGCCCCCUCCAUCCACCAUCAUGGCGGUCAUUGACCAAGACAACUUUUCCAACAUCUCGUGGCACAGUGAACAAAACGACCACGCCGGUCCGAGUUCUUCUACACGGGACAAUAUGACCAGUCCUGAGUUCUCCAAGACCAUUCCAGAUACCGGGAGGUCAAGCAGUGAUGGGAGGGGGGGUCGCGAUCACAGUCACCAUGGCGAUGAAGUCCUAGAGUGCACCGUCUCUGACCCUCACAAGGAGAACGACGGCACCAAGGAUGCUUACGUGUCCUAUCUUAUCACUACCAAUACCACAUUCUCUACCUUCCAACGACCCGUGACCACCGUUCGCCGUCGUUUCACCGAUUUUGUGUUUCUCUACAGAGUUCUAUGUCAAGAAUACCAGGCAUCCGCCAUCCCGCCAUUGCCCGACAAGCAGCGCAUGGAAUAUGUGCGGGGAGACAGGUUCGGCCCCGACUUUACUGCUCGACGAGCAUACUCGUUCCAGCGCUUCCUUUCCCGAUUAGCACUGCAUCCCGACCUCCGCCGAGCCCCUAUUUUCCACACUUUCCUCGAAAGCCAUGACUGGAACGCAACCAUGAAUGCCCGUCAAGCACGGGGAUCCCUAGCCCCUCCUCUUGAGGCUGGGAGUCCAGGACCCCAGGCGGGAGGCGACGGCUUCCUCAAUACCUUUACAGAUUCGUUCAUGAACGCCUUCACCAAGACCCAAAAGCCUGAUCGUCGUUUCGUUGAUACCAAAGAAAAGGCCGACAAGCUCGACGAAGAUUUGACCCACGUGGAAAAGGUUGUCGCGCGCGUUGUCCGGAGGGAAGCCGACCUCGAGACGGAUCACAAGGAUUUGGCUGAGCAAUUCCAAAAGCUCAUCACUCUCGAGCCAGGGGUUGAAUCAGCUGUUCACGCCUUUGCGGCCUCGGUGGAGGAUACCGCCACGGGGCUCAAAAAGCUCAAAGACAGUACCGAUCAAGACUAUCUCGGCUCCUUGCGUGACAUGGUGGCCUAUUCGGGCGCCUUGAAGGGUCUGAUCAAGGCUCGGGAGCAAAAACAGCUCGACUACGAACAGCUAAUCGAAUACUUGAACAAGGCCACCUCGGAGCGCGAUUCCCUGACUUCAGGGCACUCCUAUGUCGGUCCUCUCGGCGGCGCGGGCGGCUUCAUCCGGAGCAAAAUCGAGGACGUCAGGGGCGUGGAUCACGAACAGGCUCGAAGAGACCGGCUCCGUAAGUUGGAGCUCCGGAUCGACGAACUGACCAGGGCGGUGGAAAACGCCAGGACCGAGUCGGAGAACUUUGGGGAGCAGGUCGGGAGGGAGGUGGAGAGCUUUGAAUAUAUCAAGAAGAUUGAGCUCAAGAAGCAGUUUGGGGGGUUUGUGGACAGUCAUAUUGACUUUUACCAGAGUACCAUCGAGACGUGGGAGAAGUAUGUGCAGGAGAUGGAGGCUGAGGGUGCGGUGCAACCUGCGGUUUAGAAGGCCGACUGAGUUGGUUUGCGGCCUGUGUCUUGGGGGUUUAUCCAAUACAGCGAUAUUUAUAAGGCAAUUGAGAUGGUGUUUUUGUAAACAGGCUGUCUUGGGUGGUGAAUAGGUGACGAGAAUGCCUAUGAUUUCUACCAGAA
Molecule: messenger RNA, 1973 nt
Organism: Podospora pseudocomata
Lineage: Eukaryota; Fungi; Ascomycota; Sordariomycetes; Sordariales; Podosporaceae
Gene: SNX4
Product: intercellular trafficking and secretion
Exons: 2
Coding region: 379-1827 (482 amino acids)
Biological process (GO): reticulophagy; endocytic recycling; autophagy of mitochondrion
Cellular component (GO): phagophore assembly site; cytoplasm; early endosome
Molecular function (GO): protein binding; phosphatidylinositol binding
Source: RefSeq, a predicted model, not a curated record